UUGAACCGGCCUUCGGUUGCUCCAAGCUCUCCACUAUUUUCUCUCUUCUGUUCUCUCUGCUCAUGUCAUGUCCCCCAUCUUCUUCAUCCUCCUCACCCCUUUGAAUCCUCGGCUCUUCAAUCGAUCGUGUUCCUCUCCGUUUCGAGAUACAGGGGUUACCUAGCGUUGUGAAUUUACUGAAUUUGGAUCCGUGUAAGUGGAAGAAAUGUCAGGUGUUUCGCUCGCCAUGGCACCGCGGUCCGACCCAGACCAGACCACAUCCACCAAGGCCCCACAGAAGCCUGGACUCGCGCAGCAGCAGCAGCGGUCGACGAUGGGCGGGCUGAUGAGCUCGCUGCGGGUGGUCGAGCUACAGCUUGUGGCCUUCAUUAUGGUCUUCUCGGCGAGUGGGCUCGUCCCGCUCCUCGACCUCAUCUUCCCGGCCUUCGCGUCAGCCUAUAUCCUGGCCCUUUCCCGCCUGGCCUUCCCCACCCGUUCCAGGACGGCCACGUCGGCGGAGAUCUUCCAGGCCGGGAGGUUCUUCCGGUUCUACGUGAUGAUGGGGACCGUGGUUGGCCUCUUCUUGCCGCUGGCCUAUGUCUUGGGUGGGUUCGCGAGGGGGGACGACCAUGCAGUCCGAUCCGCUACGCCGCAUUUGUUCCUGCUAUCCUUUCAGAUACUCACUGAGAAUAUAAUCAGCGGACUGUCUCUGUUUUCUUCUCCGGUGAGGGCGUUGGUCCCCGUACUUUACACGGUCCGGCGCAUCUUCGUGAUCAUUGAUUGGAUGGCCGAUGUGUGGUUCAACAAAGAUCUUCCUCCGAAUUCCCCUCUCAAGGAUGAUGUGUGGUUCUGGUUCGGGAGAGGCCUAGCGGUCUUGAAUCUUGCGUACUUCUCGAUCAACCUGUUUGGUUUCUUGAUCCCUCGGUUACUGCCCCGAGCCUUCGAGAGGUACUUCCAGGAAACGGACGAGACUUACGCGAAGAUGGCAGAGGAUCCUAAGCACACCGAGCCUGUGAAGAAGUCCCAGCCACCAUUAGACAAGAAGGCCGACUGAACUGGCGCGAUGGAUGCCUUGUAUUUAUAAGGAUGAUGAAUUCCUUUUCUCCUAUGAUUUUGAACCUCCUUCUACUUGCACCAGUAGAAGCUUCUGCUAAUUUUUGUUCUUUGUUUUCUGAGGGAGAUUCGAUGUAAGCACUCCGGUACUGCCCAUUGUAGUUGUUUCUUUAUGCAAGGUGAUUGACAUAAAAUUUUCGAUUUGGAAUCGAUGGAUCAUUUGAACACUAUUGGUAAUAGCACCAAGAGUGCUGGAGGUGGUAAUGUAAAAUAUUCACCGAACCUAUCAGCGAUUAGACCCAUCUAUAAUCUGAAAGUUCGAGUUUA
Punica granatum (pomegranate) is the source of this 1359-nucleotide messenger RNA. The record is from RefSeq and is a predicted model, not a curated record. NCBI's taxonomy places the organism in Eukaryota, Viridiplantae, Streptophyta, Magnoliopsida, Myrtales, Lythraceae.